Messenger RNA from Drosophila novamexicana, 2510 nucleotides. Its product is annotated as carbohydrate sulfotransferase 11. The record is from RefSeq and is a predicted model, not a curated record. Lineage: Eukaryota; Metazoa; Arthropoda; Insecta; Diptera; Drosophilidae. Bases 155 to 1438 code for a protein of 427 amino acids. The transcript is spliced from 3 exons. Gene Ontology annotation, molecular function: sulfotransferase activity. Gene Ontology annotation, cellular component: membrane. Gene Ontology annotation, biological process: carbohydrate biosynthetic process.
GACGACAAGGUGCUCAGGCAGGCCAACCGAAAGUGCAGUAACCAGUUAACCUAGUUACACCAGCAGAGUGUCCAGCCAAUCGACAGACAGUCCUUGAACAUGUUGGCGCUGUAAGUUGGGCAGGACAAGAAGGAUUUAGCGACUCCUACUCAAAAUGCACAUCCGUUUGCCAUCUGGACGACGCCUACAUACGUACCUGAAAAUAGGCACCUUUGUCCUGGUGGGCAUCUUCUAUUUUGCCUUCCUGUUCCGGGAAUCGCUAAAUGCAUUCGAGCAUCGGGAACGUACCACGACCUCCGGAUUCGAGGCAGCAGAAUACGCUGAACCGUCGAAGCUUAAGCUCAAGCAACUGCAUCGCCAACGCGUUAAGCAACGCAUCCGACCAAGUGCGGCAAAUGGGAGCUCUGCAGUAGCUAAGGAUACAGCGGCCGGCUCAACGAGCACAUUGAAUCCGGCUUACGAGUAUUCGGAGGAGCUGCACAGCCGCACCGAACGCGAUUUAAAGCUGCGCCGCGAGCAUUUGGCGAACGUGUGCGGGCGAUACAAGCUGCAGGAUAAGUAUCCGCCAAAUCCCUGGGAGUUCUUCAUAUCGCCCGGCCACAAUAAUCUCGUGUGGUGCAAUGUCUUCAAGGCGGCCAGCAGCACCUGGUUGUACUACUUCAACAUACUGGCUGGCUACGAUCUAAAGUAUCUGCAGCGAACGGAAGUGCAGCCGCUGGAACUGGCCCGACAGCGCUUCCCCCGACCGGGACUGGCAGAGCUGCUGGAACUAUUGCCCAGCGCAUUGUCCUUUCUGUUUGUGCGCGAUCCGUUCGAGCGGAUCCUGAGCGCGUAUCGCAACAAGCUGGAGGGCAAUCGCAACAGUUUCUACAAGGCGCUGGGCACCAAGGUCGUCCAUCGUUUUCGCCGCCGCAGCGUGAGCGGAGCGUUUCCCCGCUGUGGUCCCACGUUCGAGGAGUUCGUGCGCUUUCUCAUUCAGGAGCACGCGACGGGCAAUCGGUUUGACGAGCACUGGGCACCUGUGUACAGCUUCUGCACACCUUGCAGCGUGAAUUUCAGUAUCAUAGGCAAAACGGAGACAUUCCAGCGCGACUCGGAGUUCAUCAUUAGGCAGGCGGGGCUCGAGUCUCUGCUGCUGGGCAAGCUGCCGCGACGCAAGCUGCGCAAAAUCGCGAAUCGAGCUCGGAACGGCGUCAAGUCCGAGGAGCUGGUGGAGCGCUACUUUGCCGAUCUCGAUCGGUCCACAUUGGACCAAUUGCUCGAGAUUUAUCGUAUUGAUUUCGAGCUAUUCGACUAUGACUAUCUCAAAUACUACAACAUGGUGCAUUCCUGGAGCACGGAUCAAAGUACAACGCCAACGACAGCCAGGAAUGGAAGAAGAAGAACCGCAACUGGAACCGGAACCGAAACGACCGCAUCCUCAGCAGGACCAGACUGAACACAAGCUAGCUAAACAAUCUUAUUUGUGUACCUCUUGCACCUGGAAAGGAUCACGACGAACAACUGAAACCCAACCGAAUCAAUCUAGGCCAAAUCAAAGUUUUCCAAAAACAAAGCACAACAAAAUGUUCAACCUAACACUGGGAUAAAAAUGACUUAUUUUUAUGCAUUUUUUGAGGCAGUCGUUCAAAUCCUAUACAGUUCCACUGGCACGCCCCCUUUUUAGGGACAAUCCUCAGCGUAGUUCUCUUAGUUAGUACCAAGUACAGUUGCAUUAUAACUAAUAUAUAUUUCCCUAACACACACACACACCACCUACCUUAAAAGCGAACAAUUUUAAGAAAAAAAAACAUAUAUAUAUAUAUGCAUAGAUAUUUACAAUAAACAUAUUUACACCCUCGACGCAUUCUCUAUGAACUCUACGAAAGAUUUGCACCAAAAAAAUGCACAGGUGCAUUUUACGAACACAGGUGAGGUGUCUUCAUCAAUGUUUUUACCAGAACGGGAUGGGCUUUUUCCUAUUCUAACGAAAGCGAAAGUUAAGAGAGAGAAAGAGAGAGAAAACCGAACACAAUUUUUGGGGCAGGGCAAGGCGAAGAUCGUUAGCGAAAACAAAUCUGCAAAUAUUUACAGAAAUCUAAUGUAAACUAUUCAUGUGAUGUUUAAACUUAACGUAUACACAUAUAUGUAUAUAUAUAUACAUAAUUGAAGAUUAUACGUACAUAUAUUGAAAAAAAAACUUUACUUAUUAUAACUAUUUUCGAUUGUAUUCCAUGUAAAUGAAACCUUAAUUGAGGAACAAACUUUAAUUAUGUUUCAACGAUAUUAUUCAACUUUUUUGUUGGCAACUAAAUAAAAGUCUUAAUAAAUAGUAUACAAAUGUUUUGUUAAUUAUCUAUAUCAAUCGAUAGUACUAAUGCUAAUGCUAAUGCUAAUGCUAAUGCUAAUGCUAAAAUAGCCGAGAUACUCGAAGAAAAAAAACUCAUCAAAAAAGGUUCAUUUCACAUGGGUAUCGCUUUUUGGUCCACAACUUUUUGAAACCCAUCGAUUUCUAAUUUAUUUGAAUGUCA